UAUAUAGUGCGGCCGCGCAGGCUCACAGCCCCAGCACUUCUCUGAGCCGCGCUGGGGAGGAGGCAGCAGCCGCCGCCGCUCGUGGUCGCGCAGUUCGUGCAGCCGCCGCUGGGCCCACCGCCAUCACGCCAUGGCUGAUCAGCUGACUGAAGAACAGAUUGCUGAAUUCAAGGAAGCCUUUUCCCUAUUUGACAAAGAUGGUGAUGGUACUAUCACAACAAAAGAACUGGGAACUGUCAUGAGGUCAUUGGGUCAAAAUCCAACAGAAGCAGAGUUGCAGGAUAUGAUCAACGAGGUAGAUGCUGAUGGCAAUGGCACUAUCGACUUCCCUGAAUUUUUAACCAUGAUGGCCAGAAAAAUGAAGGACACAGACAGCGAGGAAGAAAUCCGUGAGGCAUUCCGAGUCUUUGACAAGGAUGGCAACGGCUAUAUCAGUGCAGCAGAACUACGUCAUGUUAUGACAAACUUAGGAGAAAAGCUAACAGAUGAAGAAGUAGAUGAAAUGAUCAGAGAAGCAGACAUUGAUGGGGAUGGGCAAGUCAACUAUGAAGAAUUCGUACAGAUGAUGACUGCAAAGUGAAGAGACCUCCUUUACACCUUUUUUCCUCUAGAAGAAUCAAAUUGAAUCUUUUACUUACCUCUUGCAAAAAAAAAAAUGUUCAUUUAUUCAUUCUGUUUCUGUAUAGCAAAACUGAAUGUCAAAAUACCUUCUGUCCACAAACUGCAUGUAAUGGUUGGUGGUCCUGUCCCCAAAAGAUAAAGUUAAACAUCAGUUUUACAAUAUAAAUAAUCGUACUACCUUGAAAAUAAUAAAAAAAGGAAGCACUUAGUGAACUCAAAAGUUCCAUUUGCUAAUAAUUAUUACACUGUUUGGGCUGGCCAGUUUUUCAUGCAUGCAGCUUGACAAUUGAGCACAGUCAGACAUUUGUAUUAAGGAAGGAAAAAAACCAAAACAAAACCAACCUAAAGGAUCCACUCUCUUGUUCAGUAGUGGAUUCUAGUUCAAUUUGUAGUAUAAAUUGUCAUAGCUGGUUUACUUUAAAAUUGGUUUAUACCUCAGGAUGGUAUGCAGCAAAAUGGUUGAAGGAUGCAAAACUUAGAGAAAAUGCCCUAAAGGUUGAAUGGUUCUCCUGUACGUAGCAGUGUGCUCCAAAAAUAGGAUGAUUUUAACUAUGGAUGGCAUGUCUGUUAAGAUAUGGUUUUAACAUUGUCUGCAUUGCACUAUAGUGAAACGGGUGUCGAGCUGUUACCGUUCACAAAAUUUUUAAGAAACCUUCACCAAGGGAGCAUCUUUGGACUCUCAUGUUUUUAAAACCUUCUGUACCAUGACUUGGAGCUGGCGGAGUAGCCUGUGGACUUCAGCACAACUAUCAACAUUGCUGUUCAAGAUAUUACAAUUUAUGUCCAUUCCAAGUUGUAAAUGCUAGUCUUUUUUUCCAAUAAAAGACCAUUAACUUAAAGGUGGUGUUAAAUGCUUUGUAAAGCUAAAAUAUAUAUAUAAUUGAGAAACUAAACCAAAAAAGCAGUAGGAGGGAAGUGUUUCUAUGAAUGACUUGCUGCUAAAUUAUAAUGCACAUGUAUGCAAUAAGUUAUCCCCUAUCUUUUCAAGAUGGCAAGAACUGACCUCCUGUAACCCAAGACCUUUGCUAUAAAUAAAUGAACUUGUGCUUGCCUUUCAUAUUACGACAAUGUUAAUUUAGUUGGUCUCAAAGUCGUGUAAUGCUGACUCGUCAACUAUCAGCACAGAAGUAACACCUCAUUUCACUAAAGUGGAGAGCUCUGAGCAUGCUUGUCAAUACUGGGGAAACAUGGCUAGGUUGCUUAUGUUUUUUUCUGACAGGUUAUAGAAACUAGUUGGAGAAUCUAAAGCACGGACUUCAUAGAUAAGAUUCUCAAACAUGCCAAAAAUGCAUUUCUCUACCCACAGAAUACAAAAGGACAUUUCUUUUACAAUACUGAAAAAAUGACAGCAAACAACCCUUAGCCUUUUUGUAAACUGGGGCUAUUGUGUCUUGACUAUCUUCUCAAACACUUGCAUGAAUUUUGUGGGGUGGAGAAGAGGACUAGGGUUAAUUUAAAAACCAUCUUGUUACUUCUGCUUUGCAUGCACUAGCAGUGCUUAGUCAUUCCAGGUCUCUGAGUAAGUGUUCUCUGAUCCUUCAGCUUCCUCAUGAAUGAGUGGCAAAGCAGCCAUGUCCACUCUCCUUUGAAAGAAGAAUGCGCUCUUUUUUUUAAUAGCAAAGCCUCCAUGUGGAGGGCUUUUAUGCUUGGGAGGGAGGGACUGCAGCUUAAUUACUUGACUGUAAGUUUGUUUCCAAACGUAAGGAGUUGCAAACCUUAAUUGCUUAAUUACCUUUGGUUUUGGAGAGUUUUGAUACUAUCUCUUGAAAGAGAUGCAAGUCUCCAUUCAUCCUGUCUAACUGAGGUGCCUGUGUUAAGAACUUGGUUGCUUGAAAUGCAGCUUUGCUCAGUGGGGGUCAAAAGACACCUCCAGAAGGCAGUUGAGACUGUCUGCCUUCAGUGAUUUUUUUUUUUUUAUUUUUUAAUUUUUUUUUCCCCCUUCUUUUUGUUUUGUUUUCAUUUCUGGGGGGUUGGGGGGGGAAAGUUCUGGGUUAUUAUGGUCCCAGACACCUUAACCAAGUGCCUAAAAGUUAGAUGGGCUGAAUGUAGGCAAUUGUUUAGAUCUCAAGUUGUUGAAAAGGCUUUUUGCUAUGGCUGUGUAUGCUGUCCUAGCAAACUGACCACAAUGAUGGGAAUGUCUGACUGCUAUUGGAAAGUGCAGCUGCCAUGCAAGACUAAAAAUGCUACUUUACAGGUAGUGUUUGAGAAUGGCUGCACAGAAUCUAGACCAGCUUUUAAAGAGAACGUACUCAAGAGACAGGCAAGAUAGGAGCAAUGGUUGCUGCUCUGAACUAAUUACUUCUGCCUGAGUGUGCAGAGAGAUCUUGUUGAGUAGGUAAAUGCUUCUUACCAUCUAUCUGUCAUUCACUCACGGUUGGUAGGGUAGUUCAUUUAAGAACAGCUGCUUUUAGCUUAUUCGGUGUGCUCUGUGCUUGCUAGUAAAGAGACCUCAUUCCUGCAAGAGGUUCUUGGCUUGAUUAGAAAUUGUCUGGCAGUGUGCAGUGUUGGUAUGCCCUGUAACUGAAUCUGCCUGGAGGUAUCUAAUUAUUAACUGACUUCAGUACCACAUCAACCUCGAGUAAAUGUAUCCUCUGUACAGGACUUCAGCUCUGUUCCCUUCUGCAUAGUGAAUAUCUAGAGAAAUGAAAUGGUGUCAUCAAGGACUUUUUUAUUUUAUUUUUCUGUGAGUGUGUGUGUGGCUUUGGCUUUUUCCAAAUGUGAAAGUGUGGGCUGGAUACACUCGGUGCAUGGCUUAGAAACAUGGGACUGGAAAGAACUUCCUGGGUCAUCAGAUCCAGUCCCCUGCUAUUGCAGGCAACCGUGUCAUAUAAUCCUUUUAAUAAACUGAUCAAGCUUAACCACCUGCUUGUAAGUGGCUUGUUUUCAUGCAAGUUCUGUAACUCAUGUUGCUCUCAACUGAUGCAAGUAAUACAUGAAAUAUGAAGUUAAUCUAAAGGUCCUCCAGCUUAGCUUUAGGUUUAUCAUUAUACUUAUUUAACUGGCUCUUUCAAACCUGUUAUUCUUUGCACAACACUCGGGCAAGUGUUGAAUCUUUACACCCCCUUGCUAUGAAUAAGAGUUGGUGUGCUUGCUUUAUUAUUUUUUUUUUUUUUAAUGGAAAAGAUGGGUGUCUGGCUUGUUGAAAUCUGUUAGAUAUGUUAAUUGUCAAGGCAAGAAACAAUUGAGUUAACUUGUAUUUGAUACAUAAAUUUAAGGCUAGAGUAUACAUAACCAUUUUUAAAAUACAUCAACUUGCAGUGUAGUUUUAUAUUUAAUACUGAAAUUGUACUGCUAAAGUUUAAACUGCUGUUAAUCAUACUCCUGAUCAUAAUGAAAAAAUAAAGGGUAAGAAAAUGCUUAACAUA
Dryobates pubescens (Downy woodpecker) is the source of this 3986-nucleotide messenger RNA. RefSeq names its product calmodulin 1 (gene CALM1). Bases 131 to 580 code for a protein of 149 amino acids. The transcript is spliced from 6 exons. The record is from RefSeq and is a predicted model, not a curated record. Gene Ontology annotation, molecular function: calcium ion binding. NCBI's taxonomy places the organism in Eukaryota, Metazoa, Chordata, Aves, Piciformes, Picidae.